AUGUCCUCCCUCAACCUCACACGCGAAUGGCUGCAAACCGUGCUGCGCCCAUACGCCGCAAAAGAGCGUAUCAUUUCAGAGGUGCUGGAGAUUCUCGCCUCCCGAAAGACCCUAUCUGUAAAGACCGAUGCCUUCACGUACGAUAAUGGUCAGACCGCACUCCUGCUGCUUCUGCACGGGACGCUUCCGAUCAAUUACAGAGGUGCGACAUAUCAGAUCCCGCUUCAUGUCUGGGUUCCGCAUGAUUAUCCCCGGAAUCCACCGCUGGCGUUUGUGGUGCCCACAAAAGAGAUGGGCGUGAGGAAGGGGAGGGAGGUAGAGCCUGGAGGGAGGGUCAAGGAGGAUGUCGUGCAGGGAUGGUGGGCCGGAUGGGAGCCAAAAUCGAUAGAAGUCUUGCUCCGACAUCUUGCUGGCGUAUUCUCGGCAACACCGCCCGUCUUUGCCCGUCCAUUAGAGGCUGCUGGCGCGCCAGCACGAGGCGCAGGACAGACCGGAACUCCCGCCUCUCCUGUACAGAACGGCUAUGCUGCUCCUGGACCCUCCCAUCAGCCCCCUCCACCGCCUCAACGGCCGACCUUUCAACCUCCACAGCCACAAUACCAACCACCCCAAGCUGGACCUCCUACCGAGUACCUACCCCAAUAUCACUCCGCCCAGACCCCUCCGCCCCAUCCGUACCCACACCAAGGAGGCCGCGCCCGCCAGACCUCCGCAUCAUACCCGCAGUCUUCCGGUCCCCCGGCCUCACCACAUAGCGUUCCGCCUGUGCCUUACCGGCCGCAAGUGGGACCGCGCCAGGGAUCGCUUCCGCCAACAUCUCCAGGCGGGGGCAGAAGUGGGCCGAUGCCGCCCCAGAGACCAAAUAUGCCGCCGCAGAUGCAGCCGCAAGGUACGGGCACGGGGUAUGGAGCGCCGCCUGGUCAAGCUGGGCAUGUGAAGCGGUAUGCAUCCCCACAGCCGGUCCCGGGGCCGUAUCAUCCACAACGAGGAGCGUCUUCGUCGUCCCCUCUCGCUGGGCAGGGUCCGCCGGUCCCUGUCGGUCCGCCUAACGGGUAUCACCCAGGACAAGCUCAGCCUGCCCAGCCUGGUCCGUCCUACCAAGGUCAGCAGUAUCCCGGCCAACAGGCGGCUUCGCAGUCACAGCCGCAAUAUCAGCCCCCUACUCAGCCUGCUGGACCCUCGUCAACAUCCGCUGCAGCCCAUCCUAGACAAUAUCACCCACCCACCGACCUCCUCUCUUCCUCCGACGCCUCUCCGACCCUCUCCCCUACCGGACCCAGUACGAACCCGCCCCCUGUCCCUCCCUCAAAGCCUCCACCGCCAUCGACGAUGCACCUCCAUUCCAUCCUCCUGCCUCACCUUUCCGCCUCGCUCCCCCCACUCCUCUCGUCUCUGCACGCCAGCCGACAACACCUGCUUGAGCGGAAAGAAGACCUCGAAUCUGGCGAGCCGGCGAUCAAGGACGAGAUGGCCCGGCUUCAGGCGGUGUUGAAGGUGUGCGAGGCGACGGCGGGGAAGCUGGGGGAGAUUGUAGCGAGGGGCGAGGCGAGAGUGGGAGAGUUGGAGAGCAGGGGGGAGGUCGGAGUGGAUGAGGUGGUUUGUGGGAUUAGCAUUGUGCAUAAUCAGCUCAUUGAUCUCGUGGCGGAAGACAAUGCCAUAGACGAUACGAUAUAUCAUAUCACCAAGGCAUUUGAAGCGGAGCGUUUGGAUCUGGAUCGAUUCCUCAAGUCGAUACGAUCGUUGGCGAGAGAGCAGUAUAUGAAGCGAGCGCUUAUUGAGCGGAUUCUGCAGGGGAUGGGGCAGACGCAGGGAUGGUGA
Dioszegia hungarica is the source of this 1818-nucleotide messenger RNA. Its product is annotated as UEV domain-containing protein. NCBI's taxonomy places the organism in Eukaryota, Fungi, Basidiomycota, Tremellomycetes, Tremellales, Bulleribasidiaceae. Gene Ontology annotation, cellular component: ESCRT I complex. Gene Ontology annotation, molecular function: ubiquitin binding. The transcript is spliced from 6 exons. Bases 1 to 1818 code for a protein of 605 amino acids. The record is from RefSeq and is a predicted model, not a curated record. Gene Ontology annotation, biological process: protein modification process; protein transport; endosome to lysosome transport.